Messenger RNA from Ceratotherium simum simum (southern white rhinoceros), 1485 nucleotides. It is a transcript of the gene LRRC46, whose product is annotated as leucine rich repeat containing 46. Gene Ontology annotation, molecular function: protein binding. NCBI's taxonomy places the organism in Eukaryota, Metazoa, Chordata, Mammalia, Perissodactyla, Rhinocerotidae. The record is from RefSeq and is a predicted model, not a curated record.
AGAUCCGUUGGCUGGGGCAGUAAUCCGCAUGCGCUGAGCCGGGCAACUGCGAACCCGCCCUACCUCGACGCCCCACCGGGCGUCUCGUCUCCUGGCAACGACGCCAGACUCCUAGGCACCGCGCUUUCCUCUCCAUCUGCACCCACAACCCGCGGUGUGCCGUCCGCAAAGCCCCUCUACACUCUUCAAACUCCAGACCCUCCACCUCCACUUACUUUUGUCUUCUACCCCACCUCAGCAAUUUGCCCUGAAUCAACCCCUUUCCCUUGUUCCCCAAGUCUCUGAGUUUCUCCUCAUGCCAUCUUGAGUUCCGCCAUCCCCAGGGACGGUCCAAGCUCCUCGGCUCCUCUCGUUCCAAUCCCGCCCCAAGCCAGCAGCCUUGGGAUCAUGCCUGGAGCUAAGCUUGCCCAGAGUCCAGAGGAAGGGGGCGUGUGCAUUACUGAAGCCCUUAUCACUAAGCGGAACUUGGCCUUCCCUCAGGAUGAGGAUCUGUCAGAGAAGAUGUUUCACACUCUUGCUGAACUGCAAACUGUCCGCCUGGACCGGGAGGGGAUUACUGCUAUCAGGAACCUAGAGGGCCUCCAGAAUCUUCACAGCCUCUAUCUGCAAGCGAAUAAGAUCCAGCGAAUUGAGAACCUGGCCUGCGUCCCCUCCUUGCGCUUCCUGUCUCUAGCAGGAAACCAAAUCAGGCAGGUGGAAAACCUCCUUGAACUCCCACACCUCCAGCUUCUGGACCUUUCUGAGAACCUGAUAGAAACACUGAAGCUGGAUGAGUUCCCCCAGAGCCUUCUCAUCCUCAACCUGACUGGAAACAGCUGCACCAAGCAGGAUGGCUACAGGGAGCUGGUGACAGAAGCCCUGCCACUGCUCCUGGACCUGGACGGGCAACCUGUGUUAGAGCGCUGGGCCUCGGAUGAGGAGGAGAAAGCCUCGGGCGAUGAGGAGUUCCCGGAGCUGAGUGGCCCGUUCUGCUCAGAGCGAGGCUUCCUCAAGGAGCUGGAGCAGGAGAUGAGCAGGCACAAGGAGCGCAGGCAGCAGGCAGCGCUGACGGAGCACCUUCUGAGGAUGGAGACACAGCCAGCCCUCACUGACCUCCCCGUGCUGCCUGGCGGCCCUGUGGCUGGGGACAGCAACCAUUCUGUCACUGCCAGGGAAGGGAAGGAGACACCCCUUGAGCCUGCCUCCUUGCCACAAUCCUCCUCUGCCACCAAGAAACCGUGCCCUCUGGUUUCCAGGGGCCAGCAAAGCACUGUCGAGGCAAGGAAGGGGGCUAGAGCAGCUGCAGUCCCUCUGGCUGGAGCUCCCAGCACCACUAAAACUAAGACCAAAAGAGUCAAGAAAUGAAGCACAGCGCAUCCCAUCAGCAAAGGCACAGGCACAAGGAAUGGGGGCGAACAAGGAGUGGGGUGGGCUCCCUCCUUCUCAGAGCCCUCGCCUGUGGCAGGAGCCUAGCCCCAAUAAAGCAUCUCUAGGCCCUGAAUAUGU